AUGGCCAGCAGCUUGGCUGCAUGGUUGGCCAAUGGUGAUGAUGCAAUCUCCUCUGAUAAAGAUGUGUCCAACUCCCCUGAUGUCGAAGGUGAAGAAUAUUGUCCAGGUGAUGCUGCACCUGCAAAUCCCGCAUGGUUCCUGUGGCCCAAUAAACAGACAUGCAUACUCGAUAUUCUAUGGCACCUCCCACAUUCAUUAUUUUCAGAUGCACAACUUCAGGUCAUCCUCUGGGGACUUGCAAUCCUCAGAGUUGAUUAUGUUCCCUCCACAAAGACACUCAAAGAUAUUGACAAUUCCCUCCAGACCCAAUAUGGGAUUCCAUCAGUCUGUUAUCAAGGUGCACUUGGCCAUAUCUAUUAUGUCAACCACCUGCCUUCUAUCAUUGCACAAGAAAUGGCAAACCUGUGCAUCUGCCCACAUAUCCACCAUUACCCUGAAGAUGCUGGGGGGUGGCUGUAUGAAAUUGAUCCCACUGUUGCCACACCCAUGAUUUGCAAAGGCCAUCAAGAUUUUUAUGUGUUCAAGCUGGCAAAGUUGAUGGAUGGCACAAUGGUCAUUCCUGAGCACUGGUAUACAAAACCCUCUGCAUUACUAACUUCUUUUCCCUUUGAGCUCGAGUAUUGGGCCUGCACAUGUCACAUGUGUGGAUAUGUUAUCCACACAUAUGAUACCAUUGAGGUGCCAGCAAGCAGUCUUCUCCUCUUGUUUCCACACCUGCUUCAAAUGCAUCAGAUCGAUGGUCAACCCAACCUGUGCAAUAUCAUAGGUACUCAGCAUGCAUUAGGUUUGAUAGAGACGAGAGGACAUGGUGUCCUCCCAUGGACGUUGACUGAUCCUGUGGUUGGGAAUAUAUGGUGCAUGUGCAUGAAGGGGCACCAUGUCCUCAGUUACAUGAUAUGGCUGUAUUGUGAUGACACCUCCAGCAAUAUGUCAAAGAAGUGGAACAAACACAACUUGUUUCUCUUCACUGCAGCUGGUCUCCCACAUGCUCUGGUCCACAAAGAGAGCAACAUCCAUUUCCUCGCUAUGUCUAACAUCACUCCCCCCCUAGAAAUGCUUGAUGGUAUUGUGGCCCAACUCGAACAUGCACAAAUGCAUGGCAUUUGGGCUUGGGACAUAGAAGCAAGGGAGAUGGUUCUCGUGAUCCCUGCUGUCCUGGCGAUGCUUGGUGACAAUCCAAUGCAGAGUGAACUUGCAUGCCAUGUUGGUCUGCAGGGUAAAUUUUUUUGUUGCAAUUGCUGGGUGCAAGGGGUAGGGGCAGAAUCAAGUGAACACCCACAGGCACUGCAACCAGACAAUGGCACUUGUUCCAUUGAAACUGCAUCACACAUGACUGACUUGGACAGGUCCACUCAUGGGGGUGUCACACAACAGCUGAAAGGCAAGGGCUGCCACUUGGAGACAAUGCAAGGUCUUGUUGAUCGAGCAAGGCAUUUCCUUGCAGCCAACACACCUUGCACCUGGCAACACAUGGUGGAGAAACUCUGUAGCAUGUUCCAUGAAGUCACCAGCAGCAUGGGCAAGACACAAUAUGUGAAAAUGAAGACUGAAAUAGGCAUUAAAGAUACAUACAUGGAUGUGUUCAUUGAGCAGAUCCUCAAGCAUGUCAAAGGCAUUUGUGCAGGAACAGAUGGAUUUACCAAGGCUGUAAGAAUCCUCUGCAUUGGUCGCAUUGUUUCAUCACUCACUUACUCAACUUCAGGCCUUGAUCCCCAUCAAGACACCCCUGUGGAAGUCCUGCAUGUCAUCUUACUCAGAUUCAUGAAGUAUUUCUGGCAUGAUGCCAUCUCCAGGAUGAAUGAUGAUCAAAAAGCAGAGUUCCAGGUUCAAUUGGCAUCAUUCAAUACCUCAGGACUCAGCAUCCCUCCAUUGGCAACCCAAACGUUCAUUCAAUAUGCUGGGUCUCUCGCUGGAUGUGAUUUCUGUGCCAUAUGCCAAGCAGCACCCUUUGUACUCUAUGACCUUGUUCCACAUGAGUGCUACAAAGCAUUUCUGGCACUAUCAUCUCUGGUCCCCCUUGUUUGGCAACCAUGCAUUGACAACAUCAACAGGCACCUGCCAAAGUUUCACAUUCUUCAGCACCUCCCUGACCACAUCCAGUGUUUCAGUCCUGUGAUCCUAUUUGCUACAGAAGGGUUUGAAUCUUACAAUGCUGUGAUCCAUGACCACAGUAUUCACAGCAACAGACAAGUGCCUUCCCAAGACAUUGCCUGUGGAAUGGCAUGA
Molecule: messenger RNA, 2226 nt
Organism: Pisolithus orientalis
Lineage: Eukaryota; Fungi; Basidiomycota; Agaricomycetes; Boletales; Pisolithaceae
Exons: 11
Coding region: 1-2226 (741 amino acids)
Source: RefSeq, a predicted model, not a curated record